CCGUGUUUUCCAUAUUUAACAAUGGUAAUACGUCAGACUCCGUAUUUUCCAUUUUUUUUUACAUCUCAGGGCUGCGUAUAUUUUCUAUAGUUUACGUGACAUCAGACUUCGUUCUGUCCACAUAUACGAGUCGACUCGCUGUUCGUUAUACUUUUCCCGUGACGUCAGAUACCAUGUUUUCGAGUCUGACGACGCAAGACUAGCACAUAAUUGACGAAAUUUCUUUGUUCAGCAAUGUUUAUAAAGUAGCGUGCAUAUAAUCCUCUACAGUAGAUCAGUUCAUGUGCAAAGCCAUAGCUGUGAAUUGGCGGAUUCCGUUUGCACGACCCUGCAAAGCCACAAUACCGAAAAUGAGUGCAGUCCGCGGAAGUAAACACAAUGCUGUGUUGUAUUCACAGCUAAAUGAUUUUCAACAACAUUUUGGCAAGAAACUUGCAUUUACUGCCGAAAUAAAGCAGGGAGAUAAAGUUCUAGACAUGGGAUGUGGAACAGGCGAAGUCACCGCUUCUGUUGCCGAGUUGGUCGGUAAACAAACUCAAGUGGUUGGCGUAGAUCCCGACAUAGAGAGAAUCAAAGUUGCCGUGCAACAGCAAUCUGGUAUUCACGAAAAUAUUACAUUUGUACAUGGAGAUAGUUCGAGUAAAUUUCCCCAUUUCAACGAACAAUAUUACGACGUGCACUUUAGCAACUUUGUCCUUCAAUGGUUAAAUGAUCGAGAAAAGGAAAAAUUCAUCGACAUCGCGUUUAAAACCUUAAAACCUGGAGGAAAGAUAGCCAUUGUAAGCUACGAAGAAGACCCGGUAAUUGUCAGGGAGGCUGGUAAGAUAGUUCUUGAAGAUAUCGACAAUACAAAAGAAAAGGUGCAACCUUAUCUUGUCAAGAAAUCGGUGAUCGAAACCCUUCUUAGAAGAGCAGGUUUUGGCAUACUUCACAGUAAGUAUUUUCAUAAUCCCUACACAUUUGCCACCGCAGAAGAUUUCCUAGCUCUUGUUUAUUGCUCAGAUUAUUUUGAUGACACAAAAAUAUCUCAAAGCAGGAAAAACGAUUGGGUAAAGACGUUUGUUAACAAAGAUGGAACGGUCACUGUUCUCGAUCCAACAAUUUACCAGAUCAUUGGAAAAAAGCUGGACUGACAUCAGCAGUCAAACAGACAGCAGUCAAACUGUGCAUGGCAAUAGUCAUGUUUCAAACAAUUGAAUUCUGGUUUUAUAUUUGUGAGCGGAUUUUAGAGUAGUGUCCAAUGACUCCAAUUUAUUCAAGCAUUUGUCAUAAGACUGUUUGUCUGAUUUAAUAAAUAAUGUAGUUAAUUUUUUCUGUGACAAAAUACGAAACACAAAGACAAUUAGUCAAGAACUAUGGA
Paramuricea clavata is the source of this 1360-nucleotide messenger RNA. The record is from the annotation of a GenBank genome assembly. Lineage: Eukaryota; Metazoa; Cnidaria; Anthozoa; Malacalcyonacea; Plexauridae.